Messenger RNA from Lactuca virosa, 534 nucleotides. Lineage: Eukaryota; Viridiplantae; Streptophyta; Magnoliopsida; Asterales; Asteraceae. The record is from the annotation of a GenBank genome assembly.
AUGUACUUGAUACUCUUUGACACAGUCCCUACACAAGUUUCACCAGAGUAUAGAAGAAAUGGAAGGGUGAACUCAAUAGUUGGUCGAAGUUCUUGUGCCAAGAAGCUUCGUUUAGUUGAAUUGGAUGAUGUAAUAGAAGAUCAAGGUGGUGAUCAUUCUAUAUUGGAUGAUGUUGUACAAGAUCAAGGUGGUGAGAAUCCUAAAUUAGAUGAUGUGGUACAAGAUCAAGAUGGUGAGCAUGCUAACAUGGAUGAUGUGGUACAAGAUCAAGGUGGUAACCAUGCUAACAUGGAUGAUGUGGUACAAGAUCAAGGUAGUGACCAUGCUAACUUUGAUUAUGAUGACUUUAAUUAUGAAAACUUUUCUCAUGAUCACUUUGAUCCUUUUGAUGGAGAACAUUAUCAACUACCAGAAGAUGAGAAUGUUGAAAACCAUCAGUCUGAACAUGAAAAGUCUACUGACAGUGAUGAUCUUGGGCAACAAUCAGAAGACCAGUACGAUGAACUUGUUGAUGAUGAAAACAAUGUAUCAUAA